UGCUAUUAGCAAUCAUGGGCCUAACUCGUGUUAUCUAAUCCUAGUCAUAUCUACCUAUAUUGGCACGAUCAGGAAAUUAACCAAUUUAUUGGGCCCAUUUAAUCUCGUUAAAUCCUCAGAUCUCUGAAAUUUCAUCCUCUCUUCUCCCAAGAUUUGACUUUCGAUUUCCUAAAUCAAAUUUCCCUCCAAUUAAAACAGUGUUUAUCCCUCUUUUGACGACGAUUAGGGUUUUUAGUUUUAUUAAAUAUAUCUUUUAGAUCUAUAUUCGCUGCUUGCCGAGUUGUACUUCGCCAGUAAGUUUCCCCUUUCGUUUCUCGUUUUGAAUUAGUCUUAUUUGCAGAUUUUCUUGACAUGGAAUCUACAAAUUUGUCUAUCAAAUUGUGGCCUCCUAGCCAAAGUACCAGGCUAAUGCUUGUGGACAAAAUGACCCGGAAUCUUACGACUCCAUCCAUUUUGUCUAGAAGGUAUGGUGUUUUGAGUAAAAAAGAAGCUGAGGAGGAUGCCAAGCAAAUAGAAGUCCUAGCCUUUGCCACUGCAAGCCAACACUUUGAGAAGGAGCCAGAUGGAGAUGGAAGUUCUGCAGUGCAAUUAUAUGCCAAAGAAUCCAGUAGGCUUAUGCUGGAAGUUAUCAAAAGAGGGCCUACAGCAAAGGAGGAUGGAGAAAUAAACAUAUUAGAUAAAAUUAAGAAAUCUCAUGAUAAUGUAUUCGAUAUAUCUGGAGAUCCUCGGGUUGACAUCAGUGCAGAGGAUGCUCUGAAAUUGUUAAAUCCCCUGAAAGACCCUGGGUAUAAAUACACAAAGAUAUGCUUCAGCAAUUGUAGUUUUGGUCUGGAUGCGGCCCAUACUGCUGCACCGAUAUUGUCAUCCAUAAAGAAUCAAGUGACUGAAGUAGACCUAUCUGAUUUCGUAGCUGGAAAGUCAGAGACUGAUGCACUUGAAGUUAUGAAUAUGUUUUCAUUAGCUCUGGAGGGUUGUGAUCUUAGAUAUCUUAACCUGUCAAACAAUGCUCUGGGCGAGAAGGGUGUCAGGGCAUUUUCCGCCCUUUUAAAGUCUCAGCGUAAUUUGGAGGAGCUGUAUCUCAUUAAUGAUGGAAUUUCAGAGGAGGCUGCGGAAGCAGUCUUGGAGCUAAUUCCUUCAACUGAUAGACUCAAAGUGCUUCAGUUUCACAAUAACAUGACAGGAGACGAAGGGGCAAUUGCUAUAUCUAAACUUGUGAAGAAUUCUCCUUUGCUAGAGGAUUUUCGAUGUUCCUCGACACGGGUGGAUUCCGAGGGAGGGAUAGCCCUGGCUGAAGCCCUUGGGACAUGCACCAAUUUAAAGAAGCUUGAUCUGCGUGACAAUAUGUUUGGUGUUGAAGCCGGACUUGUUUUGAGCAAGGAUUUAUCUAAAUUUUCUGAUCUGUCUGAAAUCUACCUCAGUUAUUUGAAUUUGGAGAAUGAGGGGUCUAUUGCUCUAGCAAAUGCCCUAAAAGAAUCUGCUCCGUCAUUGGAAGUCUUAGAUAUGGCUGGAAAUGAAAUCACUGCUGAAGCUGCUCCUGCCUUGGCUGCCUGUAUAGUUUCUAAACAAUUUCUCUCCAAAUUAAACUUGGCCGAGAAUGAACUAAAGGACGAGGGUGCUAUUUUGAUUGCCAAGGCACUGGAGGAGGGCCAUGGCCAAUUAUAUGAAGUAGAUAUGAGCACUAACUCAAUAAGAAGGGCUGGGGCCAGGUGCUUGGCCCAGGCUGUCGUAAACAAACCUGGAUUUAAGCUGUUAAAUAUUAAUGGCAAUUUCAUAUCUGAUGAAGGGAUUGAUGAGGUGAAGGAUACAUUCAAGAAUUCUCCUAGUCUGCUUGGUCCUUUGGAUGAGAACGAUCCCGAAGGAGAGGAUUAUGACGAAGAGGCUGAGGAAGUUGACAAUAAUGAGGAUGAAUUGGAAUCCAAGCUCAAGGGCCUUGAAAUCAAACAUUAGGAAUCGGUAUAAAAGAUGUUUCUGUAUUCUUGACACUACCUAUGCCGUGUAUUUCGAGAUUCACUCCAAUUGGUUCUAAUAACAUAUUGGUUGGCAGGCUUCUUCGUGUAGCUAGUAUGUUAUGUAAUUUGAACUUCAAUGCAUCCAUUCUGUUUGUUGUAUUUUUUUUCCUGGUGUACUCUGUUUUGUUCACGAUACCUUUGGGUGUUACGUUUUA
Molecule: messenger RNA, 2164 nt
Organism: Olea europaea var. sylvestris
Lineage: Eukaryota; Viridiplantae; Streptophyta; Magnoliopsida; Lamiales; Oleaceae
Product: RAN GTPase-activating protein 1-like
Exons: 2
Coding region: 352-1947 (531 amino acids)
Molecular function (GO): protein binding; GTPase activator activity
Source: RefSeq, a predicted model, not a curated record